Odobenus rosmarus divergens (Pacific walrus) is the source of this 3994-nucleotide messenger RNA. It is a transcript of the gene UNC5B, whose product is annotated as unc-5 homolog B (C. elegans). The record is from RefSeq and is a predicted model, not a curated record. Gene Ontology annotation, molecular function: protein binding; netrin receptor activity. Bases 476 to 3313 code for a protein of 945 amino acids. Gene Ontology annotation, biological process: netrin-activated signaling pathway; anterior/posterior axon guidance. Gene Ontology annotation, cellular component: membrane. The transcript has 17 exons. Lineage: Eukaryota; Metazoa; Chordata; Mammalia; Carnivora; Odobenidae.
ACUGACUAGGGCGAGCGAGCGGCAGCGCUCCGCAUUGUGGCAGGCGGCGGGGGCCGGCGAGGGCGCCGGGGCUGCGGGCAGCGGCGGGGCGCAGAGAGGCGCGCGCAGGGGUUCUGACGGCGCGGGGCCAGCCGCUGGCGAGGGCCGCUGAGUGCACUCAUCUUCCGUCGCGUAACUUCGAAGCCAGGGCGCGGGAGCCCGGAGAGCGCUCGGAGCCCCAGAGCCUGAGGAGCGCAGAGAGGGGCGCGCCGGAGCCUGGUUGGAGAGCGGGCUCUGGGCACCCACUGCGCUCCGAGCGCCGGGCAGCCCUCUGCGCAGCCUGGCUGCUGCUGCCCCCACGGAGGGUACGGGCUGGCGCGGCCGGGCGCCGGGGAGGACGGCGAGGAGGAGGCGGCGGCGGCGGAGACGGCGGCGGCGAGGCUGGGGCCAGGGAGAGAGCCCCGGGGGAGAGGCGCCCGAGCCUGGCCGCGGGAGCAUGUGGGCCCGGAGCGGAGCGCGGGGCGCGCUGCUGCUGGCGCUGCUGCUCUGCUGGGACCCAAGACUGAGCCAAGCAGGCACGGAUUCUGGCAGCGAGGUGCUCCCCGACUCCUUCCCGUCGGCGCCGGCUGAGCCCCUGCCCCACUUCCUGCAGGAGCCCCAGGACGCCUACAUCGUGAAGAACAAGCCUGUGGAGCUGCGCUGCCGUGCCUUCCCCGCCACGCAGAUCUACUUCAAGUGCAACGGCGAGUGGGUCAGCCAGAAUGACCACGUCACACAGGAGGGCCUGGAUGAGGCCACGGGCCUGCGGGUACGCGAGGUCCAGAUCGAGGUGUCCCGGCAGCAGGUGGAGGAGCUGUUUGGGCUGGAGGAUUACUGGUGCCAGUGCGUGGCCUGGAGCUCCGCCGGCACCACCAAGAGUCGCCGGGCCUAUGUCCGCAUUGCAUACCUGCGCAAGAACUUCGAUCAGGAGCCUCUGGGCAAGGAAGUGCCCCUGGACCAGGAGGUUCUCCUUCAGUGCCGCCCACCGGAGGGGGUGCCUGUGGCUGAGGUGGAGUGGCUAAAGAAUGAGGACGUCCUCGACCCCACCCAGGACACCAACUUCCUGCUCACCAUCGACCACAACCUCAUCAUCCGCCAGGCCCGCCUGUCGGACACGGCCAACUACACCUGUGUGGCCAAGAACAUUGUAGCCAAACGCCGCAGCACCACCGCGACCAUCACUGUCUACGUGAACGGUGGCUGGUCCAGCUGGGCAGAGUGGUCACCCUGCUCCAACCGCUGUGGCCGUGGCUGGCAGAAGCGCACGCGGACCUGCACCAACCCGGCCCCGCUCAAUGGAGGCGCCUUCUGUGAGGGCCAGGCCUUCCAAAAGACCGCCUGCACCACCGUGUGCCCAGUCGACGGAGCGUGGACGGAGUGGAGCAAGUGGUCGGCCUGCAGCACCGAGUGUGCCCACUGGCGCAGCCGUGAGUGCAUGGCGCCCCCGCCCCAGAACGGAGGCCGAGACUGCAGCGGGACCCUGCUCGACUCCAAGAACUGCACGGACGGGCUGUGCGUGCAGAAUAAGAAAACUCUAAGUGACCCCAAAAGCCACCUGCUGGAGGCCUCGGGGGACGUGGCGCUGUACGCAGGCCUCGUGGUGUCCGCCUUCGUGGUCGUGGGCGUCCUCAUGGUGGUGGGGGUGGUGGUGUACCGCCGUAACUGCCGGGACUUCGACACCGACAUCACUGACUCGUCCGCCGCACUCACUGGCGGCUUCCACCCCGUCAACUUCAAGACUGCGAGGCCCAACAAUCCCCAGCUCCUGCACCCGUCGGUGCCCCCGGACCUCACGGCCAGUGCUGGCAUCUACCGCGGGCCCGUGUAUGCCCUGCAGGACUCAGCCGACAAGAUCCCCAUGACCAACUCACCCCUGCUCGACCCCCUGCCCAGUCUCAAGAUCAAGGUCUACAAUUCCAGCACCACCGGCUCUGGGCCGGGCCUGCCCGAUGGGGCCGACCUGCUGGGGGUCCUGCCGCCCGGCACAUACUCUGGCGAUCUCACCCGGGAUGCCCACUUCCUGCACCUGCGCAGUGCUAGCCUCGGCCCCCAGCAGCUCCUGGGCCUGCCCCGUGACCCGGGGAGCAGCGUCAGCGGCACUUUCGGCUGCCUGGGUGGGAGGCUCAGCAUCCCGGGCACAGGGGUCAGCCUGCUGGUGCCCAAUGGAGCCAUCCCGCAGGGCAAGUUCUAUGAGAUGUACCUCCUUAUCAACAAGGCAGAGAACACCCUCCCGCUUUCAGAAGGAACCCAGACAGUAUUGAGCCCCUCGGUGACCUGUGGGCCCACGGGCCUCCUGCUGUGCCGUCCCGUCAUCCUCACGGUACCCCACUGUGCUGAAGUCAGCGCCGGUGACUGGAUCUUCCAGCUCAAGACCCAGGCCCACCAGGGCCACUGGGAGGAGGUGGUGACUCUGGACGAGGAGACCCUGAACACCCCCUGCUACUGCCAGCUGGAGGCCAGGUCCUGCCACAUCCUGUUGGACCAGCUGGGCACCUACGUGUUCACGGGUGAGUCCUACUCCCGCUCGGCUGUCAAGCGGCUCCAGCUGGCCAUCUUCGUCCCCACCCUCUGCACCUCCCUGGAGUACAGCCUCAGGGUCUACUGCCUGGAGGACACACCCGCGGCCCUGAAGGAGGUGCUGGAGCUGGAGCGGACGCUGGGUGGCUAUCUAGUGGAGGAGCCCAAACCCCUGCUGUUUAAAGACAGUUACCACAACCUGCGCCUCUCUCUGCACGACAUCCCCCAUGCCCACUGGAGAAGCAAGCUGCUGGCCAAGUACCAGGAGAUCCCCUUCUGUCACAUCUGGAGUGGCAGCCAGAAGGCUCUGCACUGCACCUUCACCCUGGAGAGGCACAGCCUGGCCUCCACAGAGCUCACCUGCAAGAUCUGUGUGCGGCAGGUGGAAGGGGAAGGCCAGAUCUUCCAGCUGCACGCCACGCUGGCAGAGACGCCUGCCAGCUCCCUGGACGCCUUCUGCUCUGCCCCUGGCAGCACGGUCACCACCCAGCUGGGGCCCUAUGCCUUCAAGAUUCCACUGUCCAUCCGCCAAAAGAUAUGCAACAGCCUGGACGCCCCCAACUCGCGGGGCAAUGACUGGCGGCUCUUGGCGCAGAAGCUCUCCAUGGACCGGUACCUGAACUACUUUGCCACCAAAGCAAGCCCCACGGGUGUGAUCCUGGACCUCUGGGAAGCUCUGCAGCAGGACGACGGGGACCUCAACAGCCUGGCGAGUGCCUUGGAGGAGAUGGGCAAGAGUGAGGUGCUGGUGGCCGUGGCCACUGACGGGGACUGCUGAGCGGCCCCGGAACCGUGCGCUGGGAGGGCGGGCAGGAGGCGGGCAUGGGAAGGCUCGGGCAGCCUCGUGAGAGGCGGGGCGGCCUAUGCUGUCCCCGAGCUCACAGCCGGAGUCACCCUCUCCUCCUCCCCUCGCCCCACUCCAGACCACGACCAGCCUUAGCAAAUCCAUGUAGUCCGUUGUCCAGAGGACCCAGUGCUCCUUCUCUGCCCUUGGCUGUCUCUCCUGCCGGCAGAUCUCUGCAGGGAACCCCCAGGAGGUCUCCGGAGGCAGCCCAGGGGGCCAGGAGGGGCCCCCCCACCAACUCCUUCCACACCACCUGCUACUGCCGCCCCGGGAGCUCUGGGUUACGUUUGUCUAAGUUUCGUCCUUCAGUUUCUCCCUCGGUUCCUGGUUUCUCCCCUGCCCCGAGCCCCUUUCUCCUUUCACACCAUUUUCCUCUUUGAAGAGUCAAGUACAAUUCACAUGAACUGCUUUCUCCUGGCCAAAGCAAAAAGGAAAAGUAAAGGAAGAAAGAAACUUCAGACUGCCAGUCCGGCUCCAAGAAGAAAAAGAGCAACACCAAAACCACAAGGGAAAAGAAAAACCCAGUUUCUUAGGAAACGCACAUGAUUUAUUAUCCAGAUAUUUGGAUAAGUCCUUUUUAAGAAAAAAAAAAAAAAGAAAAUGAAAAACAACACA